This is a messenger RNA of Cynoglossus semilaevis (tongue sole), 6930 nucleotides long. It is a transcript of the gene zbtb38, whose product is annotated as zinc finger and BTB domain containing 38. The transcript has 2 exons. Gene Ontology annotation, molecular function: DNA-binding transcription factor activity, RNA polymerase II-specific; protein binding. Gene Ontology annotation, cellular component: nucleus. Gene Ontology annotation, biological process: regulation of transcription by RNA polymerase II. The record is from RefSeq and is a predicted model, not a curated record. Lineage: Eukaryota; Metazoa; Chordata; Actinopteri; Pleuronectiformes; Cynoglossidae. The coding region runs from base 2865 to 6437 and encodes 1190 amino acids.
AGUGCACUUUUUCACCGUGUUCUUUAAUAAUUCUUUUGUGGAUUGGGAAUAACGUGGUGUGUUGACAGAUGCAUAGUUACUUAAGGGGUUAUCCUGUUUGUUUGUUUGUUUUUCUCACAGAUAACCUAUGACAUACUUUAAGGGAGCUAAAAUAAAAUACCAUGUUUUACAGCAUAUUUGUCAACAGGUCAAUUACUAUCAUUGACAAACGUCAUCGAUGUUGAAUACCCACAUGACAGGUCAGCGUCAUCUGACAUCUCACUUUAAACCCAGACUGGUAGGUACUAUAGCCUAUUAUCUCAUGAACAUUUGAUACCGUCUCUCCGGUUAAGCCUGGACCAGGAGAGGGGGGAAAAAAGCUAAUUACAUAACAAUAAAGGAUCUGUGUCUGAGACCAACUUCCUGAAUACCACAGCAGCCCUUAGCCACUAAAGUCAGGUUCAGAAGUCACACUUCAGCUUAUCCUUUUUGACUUGACACAGUUACUGCUUCAAGCCUCCGUCUCAGUUCUCAGUUAUGAGGAUCGGUCAGUGAUGAAGCAGAGGUGAUGCUGUAGUUCCAGCCAGAUCCAAAAGGCAAACUUCACACACAGCAGGAACACGAGACCUCUGCUGUAUUAGGCAGCAGUGAAGAAGAAGGGCCCCAACCUUAGCUAAUGGGAACGGUUUAGGUGCACUUUUGUCAUUACGAGCAAGCAACAGAGAGACUGUAUUUGACCUUUUGCGCAAAAAUGUUUUGGUAGGCAACCAGCAGCAACAGCUAUUGUCAGAAGCUGUUUCAAAUGCAUUUAGCAGAUGCUUUUAUCCAAACAAUUUGAGUCAGUUAAUCAACAAUCAAGCUACAGUAAACAUACAAAAUACAUAAAUAAUAAUAAAUAAUACAUUUAAUUAAUAAAUAAAAAAAGUACAGUUAUAGUCAUAUUCGGUCAUAGAGUAAGAAGAGGUGCGUGUUAGAUGUUAGUGGGUCUGUUAGGAUAGGAGUUGUUACUUUGAAGAGAAACGUUUUUAAGUGCUUCUUGAAAAAAAGAGAGAGAGAGGACCCUGCUAUUGUGGCAGCUGGUAGUUUGUUCUACCAUGUUGGAACCAGGGUGGAGAAUGACCGAGAUCGCCUUGUGUGAGGAGAGAUGGGGCACAAGACACAUUGACACUCCUGUGAUGAGCGCAGCAUCCGAUUGGGUGUAUAAGCCUUUAUCAGUGAGUUUAGAUAUACCGGAGCGCUCCCUGCAGUUAUUUUAUAAGCAAGAGUCAGUGACUUGUGUUUGCUCCGUGCAGCCAUAUGUUGUGUGGUAAAAGUGAUAGGGCUUCGACAAUGAGGUUUUGACUUGCACUACACUACAUUAUGUCCGUCCCUCUCGAUCGGCAGUCACUGUAGGCAGCAACCCGGCUUGGUCAGCAAUAGAGACACAGACGCCCUUUUACAUCACAACUGCUUGUAUAUAGUAUAUUACAUGUAACAGGUUUGAUUAUUUGAUGACAGAUCUUCUAUAGUAAAUUGCAAUGGCGGGUCUCUGUGGGUUUUCUCUGGUUACUUUUUGAGGUAUAGCCUCAGCACUACACGAGUUACUAUUAACCUCCGUAACUCAGUAAAUACCUCUCUCACUUUAACAGUAAAUAAUAUCAAAAAAAAAGAAGCGAGAGAUUUUUUUUUUUAUCUCCAGCAUUCUACAUUGAGUGAGACCAUAAUGUCCAGUUAUUGUCAGAAGCUGUUUCAAAUUGGUUUUGAGCUAACUCAAGGGGAAGGCCCACACAGUUACAAGACUGCACACUCACUCAUGUAAAUAAAAAAGCUGUUUCCUUCCGUAGCCGGAGACUCGCAGUGCCAUGGCGGAUUCAGCUUCCUCCCCUCCCCCUCGUCUGCAGUGCUGACGCAUCUGCUGUUUGUGUAUCUUGCUGCAGCCUGUAUAUAUAUCUACACCCAGACUCUAGGCUGACAACACAGCUUUUUCUCUGUCUUGCAUUCAUUUUCAAAUCGCUGCCACUGCCGGGCAGCACUUGUCCUGUGACUGCUGUUAAACACAGCAGGACAGAGAUCACGACUAUCUUCUCUUAGAUUUGACGUUACCUAACCACUAUGACUGUGUAUGCAAGGACGAAGGGGCUACAGUGUAAUACAACGUCAGAAGCAUGAAACUAUUGGUCUAGCGAGCCACGGUGCUGGCAUAGUUGCUGCACAUUAUGACAUUUCUUUUUUUUUUUUUUACAAAAGAUAUAGUAUUUCUGUGCAAAAGACAUUCGUCCAGUUCUCAUGGAGAAGUAGCUGAUGAUGUAAUGUGGGAUUUGUUACAAUAUUUGUUGCUCAUCAGAUCAUUCGUCACCGUAAGCUGCUAUUAGCUAUGCAGCUGAGCAUUUUCUGAUGCUGUAGCAUCGACUACUGCGUGUGAUGUAGCACCCAGCAUCUCUCGCUCUCCCACAGCCUUCUGCAAUGCUUAAUAAAAGUUGCAGCUUCCUGCGCAGUGUCUAGAGUGAGAUGGCUUCAGUUGCCUAGCUAACACAAAGACUGUUUGAUACUCUGGAUGUGCUACAUGCUGUAGAUGCGGCGCAAGUUAUCUUUUCAGCUGUGCAGCUGCACCAAGUGGGACUGUAAGAGGAGGAAAGGGUCCAGGUAUUGGGCUGCAUGGAAAGAAGCGAAGGACAUUGGAACUGGAGUCUUUUGCACACAGAGAGGGAGGGAGAGGAAGAAAGACGUCAGAAAAAGAGCAGUGCUUUUUGACACUGUUCAGCGACCAUCACUAAAAGAAAACUACUUUCGCCUUUGCUCUCACCAAAUUGUUCUACAUGUACAGCCGGCUGUAUAUGUAGUACGAACGGAAUACUGCAUCAUAUCGUUUCCUGUUUUCUCUGCAUCGCAUUCUAAGGUUUACUAAGAUGAGAGUGGUUUUCCCGUGCACACAGAACCUGAUGGACAGUGCUCAUCCCCACGCUGUGCUAAGCAAACUCAAUGAGCAGCGCCUACAUGGCCUCUUCUGUGACAUUACCAUUGUGGUAGAAGAUGUUAAGUUUAGAGCCCACAAGAACAUCCUUGCAGCCUGCAGUGGUUAUUUUAGAAAUGCCCUCACCGCUCCCAACACGUGGAGCUCUGGACAGGUGCUGGAGCUGAUGGACUUGAAGUCAGAGGUGUUUGCAAGCAUCCUCAACUUCAUCUAUUGUUCUACAGUGACUUUGCACAGUGCAGGAGAUACGGUGGGUCUCGUAGCAGCUGGGAAAAGACUCGGAAUUCCUUUUUUGGAGAAGCUUGCCGAACAAGAGAAACAGGAUGACGAUGGUGUUAAAGUCAGCCCAGGACCAGUGUCUACAAAUAUAAAGACAGUUUCUAGACCUGAGGAUAUGGACGGUUCUAGAGGGCCACGUAUCACUAAUGCCUUCUCUAUAACUGAGGACUGUCCUGGGGAUAACCUUUUUGCCCCCUUAGUUCAAAGCAGUGGGCAAAGGCAGUCCCCAGAUGUGGGAGAGCUACCAUCCAGCUGCCCUAAAACGUCCUGUCUCAAUGGUAACAAUGAGACGACUCAGGCCCUCUCAGAGCACUCGUAUGCAGUGAAUAAAUCCACUGAAAGCAAAGACAGCGGUCAGUCAGAAAACAGGAAGCUCAGUAAGCCAGCAAUUUUACAGUCCAAGAUGCUCUUUUAUAAGAACACGGGACCACUUAAAAAACGCCAUAAACUAAGAGGCAUUUUGGGUAAAACAAUUCUUUCAACGCAAGUUGAACUUCAGACAGACAAAGAAGUAACAACUUCAACUGAUAGCAAUAUUGAUGAAGUUACUGCACCCAGAACCCCACCUCCACUUUUUUCAGAAGGAGAAGGAGGAAACUGUGAAACGACCAGCUUAAUCACCAACAGCAGUCAAACGGAUCUAGGACCACCAACCCUUUCUCCACAUCGAGAGGAGAACAUCUCGAUCUACAGCUGCGAACAUUGCCCAGAGAUAUUUGCAAAUAACGCUCUUCUAGCUGUUCACUCAGAAGUACACAAAAAGGGUUUUGUCAGCCAUUUGUUCUGCAAGUUCUGUCACAGGAAAUUUAUUCACUUAAAACGGCUGCGCAAUCACGAGCAACUCUGCCGUAAAGCUGCAAGGACGUCACCUGCAGUAGAAAGUCAAAUUUCAGUUGAAGAGACGGAUCAUUCUUUGGGUGAUGGUUCAAGUACAAAAAUCCUUGAGGUACAGCCUAACACUGACCUUUUGAACACUCUUAAUACAGAGCCCCCUAUAGUUGACAGCCCGUGGAAUGCAAAGGCAGUGAGACCAGCAGGAACUCAGAGAAAAUAUAACUGCAGUGUGUGUAAGCGGGUCUAUGUCACUCUAUCCAGUUUAAAGAGGCAUGAGAAUGUGCACUCCUGGCAAAGAGCCUAUCCGUGCCAUUACUGCAAUAAAGUGUUCGCUUUGGCAGAGUAUCGCACCAAGCAUGAAAUAUGGCAUACUGGUGAACGACGCUACCAGUGCAUUUUCUGCCUGGAGACGUUCAUGACGUACUAUAUCUUAAAAAACCAUCAGAAGUCAUUUCACGGCAUUGAUCCAAAUUUAUCUGUUAAGAAGAAAUCUGCAAAUGGUGGCUUGAAAGCCAGUGUUUAUCCAAUCAAACUUUACAGGCUUCUGCCAAUGAAGUUCAGAAAGAGACAAUAUAAAACGUACAGUCAUACUUUUUCAGAAAGUACAGAAGGGGGAGACCAAGCGUCUUUGGAUAACAACUUACUUAUGCCUUUACUGGAAGAGAACAGACAGACCAGCCAGCCUGAUGCUGUGGCAUUGCCUUUGACAUUCAUGGCAACAACAAAGACAGUGGCUCCUGUGAUUCCUCGCAUUAGCUUUGGGAGGUCUUGUGACCAAGAGGUUGAUCAAACUUUGAAUAGUGAAUUAGAAACUGAGACUAGAGAUUCUACCAUCAUCAACCACAAUGUCUUGUCUACGCAACAUGAUUUGGAGAUUUGCAAGAACAAUCCGUCUCCAUUGAUAAACUCAGACCAUUGCGGUCAAAAUGUGGCACUCUUAAACUCUCUCAAUACUGUUAAAAAGUUAGGCGAACUAUCAGCUUCUGGAAAAAAGGUUGAGAAUAUGAAAAAAUUACUUCGGUCAACAGCAAAUGUCAGGCAUGAUAAAUUUAGACGGUCCAAAACUGAGACCUACAUUGCUAAACCAGUGUGCCCGGGGCCGUCCAUGAAUGGUGAUACCAUUCCGCUUUGUCAGAUAACAGUGAAAAUAGGCAAUGAAGCCAUCAUCCGCAGACAAAUCAAAGGAUCCAAGCUCUUUCCGAAGAAGAAAAUGAAAGUUCGAGACGUCAAAGGAAUACAACGUUCAGGUCAAUGUCAUCGGGUGAGUGAUAGUUCAGAGAGUCUCGGAGGCCUCCUAAAGCCAGACGUCACCCCCAGCACCAGGAAGAAACUGUUUGACGGUCCCAAUGACUGUGACACAGCUGAUGUUCUUUGGCGGCCCUACUACUCUUACAAGGCUAAAAAGAAAAGAAAAAGGUUGAGACUGAAGCAAAGAAAGGCUUUGUUUCACCAAUUUUCUGAAACAUUAAUGGAUCAAGCUUCUGCUCCGACUGAGGCCCAACUCGACAGGGGCAAACGGAAGACUGAAAAGAUUAUCUCAGGAAGUGAUGCAGAAGUAAAGCUCAGUCUUAACCUAAACAGCCCCAGGGCCACCUACUGCUGUGACAUCUGCGAUAGCUCUUUCAUCACUAAAACGGGUUUGAGGGCUCAUGUUAUUGGUUCUCAUCCAUGCUUUUGCUGUACCUGUGGUAAACAGGGUCCCCCUGGUGAAGCUCCAGCUGGUGGUGACUACAUUUGCAACAGCUGUAUGGAAAGUGGCUCCUGCUUUGACAACUCAACACUAAGUCCCAAUCCAGAAAAGAAGUAUUGCUGCUCGUUCUGUCCCCAGCGCUUCCUUUAUCUUGCAACGAAAAGAAGCCACGAGAAAAAACAUCAAACCAUUAAUGAGGAGAGAUAUAGUUAUGACAUCACGGCAUCUCCUAAGUACCUGAAGGAUCAUGAGCAGAAACCCAUCAAAACAGAAGACAUGGAUUACCAAGGAUGCAUUGAUAUAAAAAGAGAAAAAGAGGAAGAUGGACAGUUUCCCAUCGAUACAAGUAACCCUAAAAUGAAAGAUAAUACAGAAAUGAAAUGUGUAACUACGUACCAGGAUGUGACAUAUCCCAACAUAAAAAGUUCAUUAUCACCCUGCCAUGAAUCACUUGUGACUGCAAAGGUAAAACAUGGGAUGGGGAAGAAACGCCUACAUUUGCAAUCUGCUAUGCAUUACAUCGUGAAAGAGCAGGCCUGCAGGAGAGACAGCAAUAGUAACCGAAUAAAUAUGGUGGGACCUAGAACAAGCAGUCAGAGUGAUCAUGACAAAACUUUCAGAAAAGAUAACUCAAAGACAAAAAGUAACCCGGUUUUUGUAUACAAGCCAGAUGAAUGGGUCUGCAAAGACGAGCCAUUUUUCUAAAGAUGUUUGAGGAAAGAAAUUAACCUGUAGGCGAAAGUAAUAAAAAUGUGUAUUAUUAUUUUUGCAACUGAGGUAGUAGACAUAACCAAGCAUAAAAAGAAAAGGAAAUCAGUGGAGGCUUACUCAAACUACUGAUUGUUUUUAACUUUUGUAGAGGCUAUUUGUUAUCUUACUUCUAUUUUUUGACAGACGACACUUUGUUAAUUCUCUAUGGAUAUAAGACUGAGUUAGAGACUCUGCUGUAAUUAAAAAAACUGAUGUGUUUGUAAGACUAAAAUGAGUUUUUAUAAAAAAUAUGACUUAUUUUAAUCAGUUUAUUGAGCGUAAUGGAAUUCAAUGUUUAGGUUGGACUAUACUUAUCUGUUUUCUACAAUGCUUUUAUUUAUUUCUAAGCACCUCUGAUUGACAUAUACCUAACUUCCAGAUGAUACAAAUAAGUUACGACUUUCUAUGUAUUUAAUGUUUAAAUAAAAUAUGGAGAAUUGUGAAUAAA